AUGAAGACCCGAAUCGAGCUUGCAAAGAUCGGCCAGUUCUGCGACGCCGCCAUCUCAGGUCUCACGAGCGAUUUGGGCUUCGAUGCUCUAUCUAACUUCACUGCCGAGUCGGACACGAUCUUGAAGCAAUUUCAGGAGUUGAACGCUCCUGCUCAAGGUGACAGUGCUUCCAAGCCCCUGCUUCUGAUUCUUGGAGCGGAGGAUACUAUUGUUUCGGAGGAGUCCGGUACUGCUUCAUGGAAGGACUCUUGUGGGCACGGGAAUAUCAUCCAUUUGAGUGUAUACCCGGGCCUAGAUCACAGUGCUGUUUUGACGGCUGCGACGCCUGAGUGGCUCAGGUUCAUCCAGGAUCGCUUCGCUUCGAAUCCGGUUCAGAAUCAAUGCAUGAACGAGACUAAGAUUCCGUUCGAUCUUGACAACGCUCAGCGGCCGCUGGACACAUACUAA
Colletotrichum gloeosporioides is the source of this 447-nucleotide messenger RNA. RefSeq lists its product as uncharacterized. The record is from RefSeq and is a predicted model, not a curated record. Gene Ontology annotation, molecular function: triacylglycerol lipase activity. Bases 1 to 447 code for a protein of 148 amino acids. NCBI's taxonomy places the organism in Eukaryota, Fungi, Ascomycota, Sordariomycetes, Glomerellales, Glomerellaceae. The transcript has a single exon. Gene Ontology annotation, biological process: lipid catabolic process.